AUGAGGUCCAACACCCAAUCGUUUAAACACUUCAACACUCAGUCCAAUGCCCAGUCUAUCAACCACUCCAGCACGCAGUCCAACACCCAGUCUAUCAAUCAGUCCAACACCCAAUCCAACAACCAGUUUAUCAAUCAGUCCAACACCCAAUCCAACAACCAGUUUAUCAAUCAGUCCAACAGGCGGUCCAACACCCAGUCUAUCAACCACUCCAGCACGCAGUCCAACACCCAGUCUAUCAAUCAGUCCAACACCCAGUCUAUCAACCACUCCAGCACCCAGUCCAACACCCAGUCUAUCAAUCAGUCCAGCACCCAGUCUAUCAACCAGUACAACACAAAGUCCAAUGCCCAGUCUAUCAGCCAGUACAACACAAAGUCCAACACCCAGUCCAUCAACCACUCCAACGCUCAGCCCAAAACUCACUCCAACAUCCAGUCCAACAACCAGUUUAUCAAUCAGUCCAACACGCAGUCCAACACCCAGUCCAUCAACCACUCCAACGCUCAGCCCAAAACUCAGUCCAACUCUCAGACCAACACCCACACGCAGUCCAACACCCAGUCUAUCAAUCAGUCCAACACCCAAUCCAACAACCAGUUUAUCAAUCAGUCCAACAGGCGGUCCAACACCCAGUCUAUCAACCACUCCAGCACGCAGUCCAACACCCAGUCUAUAAAUCAGUCCAACACCCAGUCUAUCAACCACUCCAGCACCCAGUCCAACACCCAGUCUAUCAAUCAGUCCAGCACCCAGUCUAUCAACCAGUACAACACAAAGUCCAAUGCCCAGUCUAUCAGCCAGUACAACACAAAGUCCAACACCCAGUCCAUCAACCACUCCAACGCUCAGCCCAAAACUCACUCCAACAUCCAGUCCAACAACCAGUUUAGCAAUCAGUCCAACACGCAGUCCAACACCCACACGCAGUCCAACACCCAGUCUAUCAAUCAGUCCAACACCCAGUCUAUCAACCACUCCAGCACGCAGUCCAACACCCAGUCUAUCAAUCAGUCCAACACCCAAUCCAACAACCAGUUUAUCAAUCAGUCCAACAGGCGGUCCAACACCCAGUCUAUCAACCACUCCAGCACCCAGUCCAACACCCAGUCUAUCAAUCAGUCCAGCACCCAGUCUAUCAACCAGUACAACACAAAGUCCAAUGCCCAGUCUAUCAAUCAGUCCAACACCCAAUCCAACAACCAGUUUAUCAAUCAGUCCAACAGGCGGUCCAACACCCAGUCUAUCAACCACUCCAGCACGCAGUCCAACACCCAGUCUAUAAAUCAGUCCAACACCCAGUCUAUCAACCACUCCAGCACCCAGUCCAACACCCAGUCUAUCAAUCAGUCCAGCACCCAGUCUAUCAACCAGUACAACACAAAGUCCAAUGCCCAGUCUAUCAGCCAGUACAACACAAAGUCCAACACCCAGUCCAUCAACCACUCCAACGCUCAGCCCAAAACUCACUCCAACAUCCAGUCCAACAACCAGUUUAGCAAUCAGUCCAACACGCAGUCCAACACCCACACGCAGUCCAACACCCAGUCUAUCAAUCAGUCCAACACCCAGUCUAUCAACCACUCCAGCACGCAGUCCAACACCCAGUCUAUCAAUCAGUCCAACACCCAAUCCAACAACCAGUUUAUCAAUCAGUCCAACAGGCGGUCCAACACCCAGUCUAUCAACCACUCCAGCACCCAGUCCAACACCCAGUCUAUCAAUCAGUCCAGCACCCAGUCUAUCAACCAGUACAACACAAAGUCCAAUGCCCAGUCUAUCAGCCAGUACAACACAAAGUCCAACACCCAGUCCAUCAACCACUCCAACGCUCAGCCCAAAACUCACUCCAACAUCCAGUCCAACAACCAGUUUAUCAAUCAGUCCAACACGCAGUCCAACACCCACACCCAGUCCAACACCCAGUCUAUCAAUCAGUCCAACACCUGGUCUAUCAACCAGUACAACACAAAGUCCAAUGCCCAGUCUAUCAGGCAGUACAACACAAAGUCCAACACCCAGUCCAUCAUCCACUCCAACGCUCAGCUCAAAACUCAGUCCAACACUCAGACCAACACCCAGUCCAAAACUCAGUCCAAUACCCAGUCCAUCAACCACUCCAACACCCAGUCCAACAUCCAGUCUAUCAGCCACUAA
Thalassophryne amazonica is the source of this 2157-nucleotide messenger RNA. Its product is annotated as GATA zinc finger domain-containing protein 14-like. The transcript has 6 exons. The record is from RefSeq and is a predicted model, not a curated record. NCBI's taxonomy places the organism in Eukaryota, Metazoa, Chordata, Actinopteri, Batrachoidiformes, Batrachoididae. Bases 1 to 2157 code for a protein of 718 amino acids.